GAUCCGGAAGUGCUAUGUUCAGGAAUCUCAAACGUUACACUGGUUAUGAUUUAAGUUUUCGGUUUUCUCCUGUAAAAUAUUUGGGUCAGUCCAUCCGAACUAGCUGAACCUCAGUAACAGAAAGAAAACUACUGGAUGGAAUUUUUAUGUUACAUUCUGUGUCUGUUUUACUCCUGAUUUAUCUGUUAUUAGCUCAGUGAUGCUAAAGUUAGCUUAGCUCAGUAGCUGCUAACAGACCUGUCAGUGUGUGACGGAGACAAACUGUGUUUCCGACGGAGUUUGUGCGGAGAAAAAGUGAAAAAUGUCAGAAAAAGUCCAGAUUCUGAGAUCGUUGGUGGAGCAGAGACUAACUGCAGCUGCUGAAGAGAUAUUUGGGCUGUUUGAAAGAACCAUAGCAGAGUACGAGGAGGAACUUUGUCGAACUAAAGAAGAAAACCAGAGACAAAAACAAAUACUGGACACAGUUUUGUUACAUACACCAGUGGGUUCCACAGACACCCAUCAGCAGUCUGUAGUUAAAGAAGAGGUUCCUCUUGAGCAGAAGGAGUGGAGCCUCAGUGUGGACCAGAACCAGAACCAGGAGGACCCAGAGAACCACCACAUUAAAGAGGAAAAGGAAGAACUGUGGACCAAUCAGGAGUCUGAUAUCACCAAAUUGCCAUCCACUUCUGUCCGUGUGAAGAGUGAAGAUGAAGAGGAAGCUCAGUCCUCACAGUUUCAUCAAAGACAAACUGAGAAGAACCGAGAAGAAACUGAUGGACAAGACUGUGGAGGAUCAGAACCAGCCGGGAGCUUGGAUCCACAUAUACAUUUACAGUCUGUUAAUGAUAAUAAUUCUUCAGACAUGAGUAAAACUGAGGAUAUUGAUUGUGACUGGACAGAAACAAACAGAACUCAGUCAGGUUCAGAAAGUGUUAAAACAAUUAAACUUGCAAAGACUGAUAAUGGAGUGUCGUCGACGGAACAGCCUUUUCCUUGCUCAUAUUGUGGUAAAACAUUUAGCCAGAAGGGAAACCUGACCAAACACAUGAGGUUCCACACAGAGAAGUUGGUCAGUUGCUCUGACUGUGGUCAAUCCUUCAAAAACGAACUAUCAUUAUCAUCGCACAUGAAGUGUCACACCAGAGGACAGCCCUACAGUUGCUCAGAAUGUGGAAGGAGUUUCAAUUGGCAGGGCAACUUACAACGGCACAUGAGGGUGCACAUAGGGGAGAGACCUUUUACCUGCUCAGUUUGCACUAAAAGCUUCCAUGUCAAAGAACACCUGAACAGACACAUGAGGAUUCACACAGGGGAAAAGCCGUUCUGCUGUAACAUCUGUGGGAAGUGCUGCAGUGUAAAAGAAGAUCUUACCAGACAUAUGAAAGUUCAUUCUGGAGGGAGACCGUACAUUUGCUCUGUGUGUCAAAGGAGUUUUACUGAGAGUGGAUACCUGAAGAGACACAUGAAGCUGCACACAACUGACUAGAGUCUAUUUCAAACCAAAGACAGACAAUUAGGGCUUUAACACCAGCCGGGCUUCAUGCCAAUACCAAUUCCAGAACCUAAUGUUGAACUGGCCGACACAUUCAUACCAGGAAAAAUUGGUUAGGAACCUGAAAAACUGAUUCUUAAAUUGAAACAGAAAAAGUUGUUUCUUCCUCAUGAACUGUGACAUCAUCGUUGUGCCUGAUAUAACUGAACUCUUUACAGCUAUACCUACUGAUGUGGCAUUUCUCACAGCACUUAGUAAAAGUUUGAACAUGAACAACCCGCCUCCCUCCAAAGCCCCGCCCACUUCUCCCUGCCUGAGCUCUGAGGCUCCCCUCCUCUCUCCUCCUCUCUCCUCCUCUCACCUGAUGCACGCAGAGGAAACAGAGGUGGAGGUCCGGUCCACUUCGGUGUGACCGUGGACUCCUCCCUCAGCAUCAUCCAGCUGCUGCGGCUCCUGUUCCAUCAGUAGACCCUGUAUUUAAGGGUGUAGUCUGUGCAGCGCUGGGUCAGUGUCUUCACUGCAUCACGGAGAUGAGAUGCCCGGGCGACGGGCGCAUGCACUGUGAACCUGUGGCCUCCACAUAUUUUCUGUGGACAUUUGAGGUUUCAUAGUCCAUACAAUUAUCAUUCUACAUAAUCCUACACUGUGUGACACCAAGUACAUGUACGUGUAUGAGUCCCACGGUCAUAAAAG
Messenger RNA from Sphaeramia orbicularis (orbiculate cardinalfish), 2167 nucleotides. Its product is annotated as zinc finger protein 37-like. Bases 302 to 1468 code for a protein of 388 amino acids. Gene Ontology annotation, biological process: regulation of transcription by RNA polymerase II. The transcript is spliced from 2 exons. NCBI's taxonomy places the organism in Eukaryota, Metazoa, Chordata, Actinopteri, Kurtiformes, Apogonidae. The record is from RefSeq and is a predicted model, not a curated record. Gene Ontology annotation, molecular function: DNA-binding transcription factor activity, RNA polymerase II-specific; RNA polymerase II cis-regulatory region sequence-specific DNA binding. Gene Ontology annotation, cellular component: nucleus.